Cucurbita maxima (winter squash) is the source of this 417-nucleotide messenger RNA. RefSeq names its product radixin-like. Bases 1 to 417 code for a protein of 138 amino acids. The record is from RefSeq and is a predicted model, not a curated record. The transcript is spliced from 2 exons. NCBI's taxonomy places the organism in Eukaryota, Viridiplantae, Streptophyta, Magnoliopsida, Cucurbitales, Cucurbitaceae.
AUGGAUAAAUCUGUGGAGAAGUCUCAGUUGCAGACGUUGAAAUCGUUGAACGAGCACCUUUCGAAGGAGAAAGUAGAGAUUGAAAAAGAAAAGAAAGCUUUAGAAAUGUUGAUUGAAAGGUUAGAGAAGAAACUGACUGAGCUGAGAGGCAGUGAGCUUACGAUUGAGAUAAUCACUCGUGAUAUAGCUGAAAUGGAGGAGGCAAAAGUGGAAGUGAAAAAUGUCGUUGUUGACUUGCGAAGAGAAUUGAGUAAACUGAAAGAAGCUAUGACGUCUUUGAUUGAGUCGAGCGUGGCUGAGAACGAGAGAAAUAAGGAGUUGUGUCUCAAAUGGGCUGUUUUCGAGAAGCUCCAAAUAAAGUUUCAUCAGAAAAGGAUAAGCUUAGUUUGGUGUUCGAGGACAAGGAGAGGAAAUUGA